This is a messenger RNA of Aspergillus steynii IBT 23096, 1209 nucleotides long. Its product is annotated as Zn(II)2Cys6 transcription factor. The record is from RefSeq and is a predicted model, not a curated record. Bases 31 to 1182 code for a protein of 383 amino acids. The transcript is spliced from 3 exons. Gene Ontology annotation, molecular function: zinc ion binding; RNA polymerase II cis-regulatory region sequence-specific DNA binding; DNA-binding transcription factor activity, RNA polymerase II-specific. Lineage: Eukaryota; Fungi; Ascomycota; Eurotiomycetes; Eurotiales; Aspergillaceae. Gene Ontology annotation, cellular component: chromatin. Gene Ontology annotation, biological process: DNA-templated transcription; regulation of transcription by RNA polymerase II.
ACGGCAUAUCGAUGCUGAGAUACCGCCAGCAUGCGCUUCUACUGUCGCCAUCCUGGCUGCAAAUGCAGUUAUCUGCGCAAGGAGCAUCUCCGCCGACAUGAAGCCCAGCAUCGAGGCGAACAGUCCUCGUGCCCCGUCUGCAGCCGCGUUUUUUCGAGAAGUGAUACCCUGCGCCGACACAUCCGACAAGACCACGCCGAGCAGGAGCAAAUCCACGUGGUCCGCAGCACUCAAGCAUGUCGACAAUGCCGAGGGGCGAAGGUGCGCUGUCGAGGCGGGUAUCCGUGUCAGCAUUGCGAAUUGAAACAGCUCGAAUGCUCGUUCGAGAAGAGUCGACCCGACUCGAAAGAAAAAGAUGAUGAAUCACCGUCGGGGACGCAGCCUGCGCAGCCAUCAAUCCUCUCCCGACUCGGCGACGCCGACGAUAUCCAACGCUACGUGCGCAUCUAUUUCGCCCAUUUCCACCCCCAGUGGCCAAUCCUGCACCGGGCGACCUUCAGCGUGGACCAUGAGCCCGCCCUCCUGCUGUACGCGGUCGUCAUGAUCGGGCUGUGGGCCGGUGGCGAGGAUCCCAACCGGCAGAUGGCGCUGGAUCUGCACCGAUGGCUGGGGACGUGUAUACGAGAACAACAGACAACAUGGGAAGACCUCUCCUCCCAAUCCGACACCCUCUCCUCAGCCUGGCCCAUCGCCACCUACCAAGGCAUUCUGCUCUACCUCAUCUUCUCCCUGCGAAUAGCCCCCCAAGAGCCCCGCUCAUUCAACCUGAAAAUCCAACUCUCCGCGCCGGACUACCAAAUCCUAAUUGCCCUCGUAAGCACCUGUCGCAGACACCACGUAUUCUCCUACCCGGCCAUGCUCGGCCGCUACCACUCGAUCGAGUCCGUGACGUGCAUCUGGGUCGGCGUGGAAGAGAUCAAACGGUUCGGUCUGGCCCUGUACAAGGUCUCUCGGAUAUGCUGCGGCGCCUCUGAGGUCGGCGAGGAUCGAGAUCAGUUGCUGGGGCUGGCUGAUUUGCAGUUUCCCGCGCCGGAUGGGAACCAUCUCUGGGAGGCGAGGUCGAAUCCGGAGCUUAUUUAUUUGCUGGCGGGUAUUAGACGGGAUGGGCAUCUGGCGAGGAGUCAAUCUGGGAGGUGGAUAUCUGAGUGCGACGAGUUGCUUGGGGGGUGUGGGUUGGAGUGAAUUAUUUAAGCAUGUUCCUGAUAUUAC